Molecule: messenger RNA, 1011 nt
Organism: Schistosoma rodhaini
Lineage: Eukaryota; Metazoa; Platyhelminthes; Trematoda; Strigeidida; Schistosomatidae
Source: the annotation of a GenBank genome assembly
AUGAUGCGAUUCAUUUGCCAAAAAUCAAUUUCAUCAUUCGACUUGAAUGUAAAUUUUAAAACUAUUUUCUUAUGUAUUGCUUAUAUAUAUCCAUUUAAAGUGCGCGUUGAACGUGAACAACUCCAGAAUGAACGUAAUCGUCUAAUUCUACAAAAGGAUAUACUUGAAACUUUAUGUCGUGAAUUACAAAAACAAAAUAAAAUCAUUCAGGAAGAAAGCUUGUCACGUGCACGUAUUGAAGACGAAAAACGUCGGGAAGUUUCAGAUCAUUUUCAAACAAGUAUAACAAGUAUCCAAAAUCAAUUAUGUGAAUAUCAGUCGAAAAAUGUGGAAUUACGUAAAGAGAAUCAAGAAUUAGCUGAUAAAUUGGGUGAAUUUAUUAAACAGCAUGAAAAACGUGAAGAACAUGUAGAUAAGCUUGGUAAACGUAUUCAAUUAAGUGAGAGUGAAGCAGUUGCAUGGCAAGGUAAAUGGGAAGUUAGUCAACGUAGUUUGUUGGAAUUAGCUGAACAGUAUAAAAAAGAAAUGUCAGAAUCAUUGAAUGCCAAGAAACAAGUAGAAAAACUUAGUGAAUUAUGUAGAGCUUUAAAAGAUCAAUUGAAUGAAUUAAGAAAACCACAACAAUGCCAAAAGGAAUCACAAAACUUGGAAGCUAAACAAAAUGAACAAGAACUGAUGUCCACUGCGUCUUCCACUUCUUGUUGUUGUCAUCAUCAUCCUAAUUCUAAUUUGAUUCAUCAAAAUAAUAAUGAUAAUACUAAUCUAAAUAGUAGUACAACAAAUCAAUCAGGUUCUCAUAGUAAUAAUACUCAUAAAACGGAUGGAAAUGUUGAACUCUAUACAGCAACAAUGACGACAAUUGGAAAGAGUAGUUCCAUAUACAAUGAAUCCAAUUGUUCCUCGAAUUCAUUAAUUCCCUGUACAGAUAGCAUGAAUGAAGUAAAAUUAGAUUGUAGUAUAAUUGAAGAUGCGACAUCAUCAGGGAAUUCUAAAAUUCCAAUCUCUGAAUAA